AUGGAUUUCUUUGUCUGGUCUGGAUCUCUUCAGACAGCCCAACUAGUUUUUGUCCUCAUCUUUUUCGCGUUCUCUGUCAAAAUUAUUCAUCAAGCAUACCUCACACCUCUGCGCAAGAUUCCCGGCCCAUGGUAUGCGCGGUUCACCAAUCUCGUUCUUAAAUACCAUAUAUUCACCGGUCGUCGCAUUCAAUACGUUCAUUCCCUCCAUCAAGCUUAUGGACACAUAGUCCUCAUUACUCCAAACGAAGUAUCAUGUUCUUCAAUUCCUUCUUUCAAAACUAUCCACCGCAUCUCCAAACCUUUUCUCAAGUCUACAUGGUAUCAGAAAUUUGUGAGUGGACCAGACGGUGUUUUUAACAUGAUUGAUGUAAAAGACCAUGGUGUCCGUCGCAAGAUGUUUUCGCAUGCUUUCAGUAAGAGCUCUUUGAAAGUAACUUGGGAGAGCGAGGUUAGGAAGAAGACGAACAUGGCGGUGGAGAAAAUCAAAAGAGAUGCUUUGGUAGGAGAAGCAGACGUCUUGAAAUUCCUCAUGUUCAUGGCUGCAGACGUCAUAGGACAUCUCUGUUUUGGAGAGAGUUUUGGAACACUAGAAAAGGAACGGAAAACUCAAUACAUCGAAGAUCUUCAACAGGUGGCAAUGGUAUCUGGUAUCCGCGCCGAAUUCCCUGGGCUUUUCAAAAUUGGAAGGAUGUCAGGUCUUUCUUUCCUCAAGACUCCUGAUGAUCGACUGAGAGAUCAUGCAUCAAUAGCUGUCCGAAAUGCAAAAUCACAGAGUGAUGCUACUCCUAACAUAUUCCGCAAGAUACUCGCCGAAGAAAAGUCUGAGAAUGGGGAGGGAUCAUUGUCAGAUUUUGACAUUCAACAGGAAGCCUCGAACUUUAUUGUAGCGGGGACUGAUACGACUGCUAAUACGCUUACUUUUCUGCUAUACAACAUUUUGAAAAAUCCUAAAUUGCGGAGACAACUAGAAGAUGAGGUUGACACUUUAGGCGAUGAUUUCGAAUCUAAGGAUGUUGAAGGAUUACCGUUCUUGAAUGCAGUCAUGGAGGAAGGAUUGAGGCUAUGGGGGGCAGCGCCUGGGGGUCUUCCUAGAGUGAUUCCCCAAGAAGGUGUUGAAUUAGAUGGAUACUUCCUUCCUGGAUCCUUAACAGUUUCCACGCAAUCUUACACAAUUCACCGGGAUCCGGAAAUCUUUCCAGAGCCUGAAAGUUUUAAGCCCGAACGCUGGCUAGGUCCCAAAUCAGACGAUUUCAAAACGGCGAAUCACGCUUUCGGUGCAGGAACACGCACAUGUAUUGGUAUUCAUUUAGCGAGAAUGGAAAUUCAGCUAGUUCUUGCUUCAUUUUUCAGGGAGUGCAAAGGAAUUAGAAUUGCCUCGAGCCAAACUGAUGAGGGAAUGGAUAUUGAGAACUUCUUUUUGAUUGCGCCAAAGGGACAUGAAUGUAUUGUUACGAUGAGAGAAGGAUUUUAA
Molecule: messenger RNA, 1473 nt
Organism: Botrytis deweyae
Lineage: Eukaryota; Fungi; Ascomycota; Leotiomycetes; Helotiales; Sclerotiniaceae
Exons: 4
Coding region: 1-1473 (490 amino acids)
Molecular function (GO): iron ion binding; oxidoreductase activity, acting on paired donors, with incorporation or reduction of molecular oxygen; monooxygenase activity
Source: RefSeq, a predicted model, not a curated record